Messenger RNA from Dermacentor silvarum, 600 nucleotides. RefSeq names its product solute carrier family 22 member 6-like. The record is from RefSeq and is a predicted model, not a curated record. The coding region runs from base 1 to 600 and encodes 199 amino acids. NCBI's taxonomy places the organism in Eukaryota, Metazoa, Arthropoda, Arachnida, Ixodida, Ixodidae. The transcript has a single exon.
AUGGUCGCACGCCACGGCCAAAGGUCCAGGACUCCGCUUUCUGUGCCCGCCGAAUUGGCCCAGACGAAGCCCACGUCAGCGCAGAAGCAGUUGGGGAGGCAGCUUCCCUAUGGGCAUGGCACCUUCCAGCUGGUCCACGUUAUCGGCGCGGUCAUCGCAGUCUACAACUGCGCGCUGCACUACGAGAGCUUCAGGUUAACGGCUGGCGUAAUGGAUCACUGGUGCGGGCGUCCCGAUUCCAUGAAGAACCUCAGCGUGAACGAGUGGAAACAGCUGGCCAUACCCGUGGACGAGCAAGGCGAGCACAGCCACUGUACGAUGCGCGACCCGCCGGAUGGUGGCGAUGCGGCUCGCGUCGUGCCUUGCGCAUCGUGGGAGUUCGACCUCGACCAGUACGGGAACAACAUCGUCAGCCACUGGAACCUAGUGUGCGACAGGCGCUGGCUCAUCGACGUCGCGAGGCUCGUGUACGCGGCCGCCAGCAUGGCAUCGCUGCCCGUAGUCGGAGCGCUCGCGGACAGCGUGGGUCGCAAGGACGGUACUCCUCUUAAUCGUACCCGUGGUCCUCAUAUCGGGCGCCGCCAGUGCCGUGCCGGAUGA